Molecule: messenger RNA, 989 nt
Organism: Dromiciops gliroides (monito del monte)
Lineage: Eukaryota; Metazoa; Chordata; Mammalia; Microbiotheria; Microbiotheriidae
Exons: 3
Coding region: 1-858 (285 amino acids)
Source: RefSeq, a predicted model, not a curated record
AUGGCUGGGCCAACUCACGCGGCCAGAAGGAGCCAAGAGAAGAGCAGGAGCGAGCAUCUGCCCAGAGGCAGAGAGGGCGCGGGGGAGGCGAGCAAGAGGAGGGCGCGGGGGGCGGAGAGGGCACGGGUGACGGGGGCUCGCUCGCCCUCAUGGGCCGCGCCGGGCUCUCCGGACGCACGGCCGCACCUUCCCAUCAGGGGCUUCCUGGUGCUGGCGAAGGCGCGGCGGCGGCGGCGGGAGCGGCGGCGGCGGGAGCGAUUGCCCAAGUGGGCGCAGCCGGAUCCCCGACCCGGCGCAGCGGAUCCUGCGCCUUGCGCUAGCUCGGCCCAAGCGGGCGCUCCCCGGGCCUCGGGCGGGGUCACGCCACCGGGGGGCUGGCUCGCCCGGCUCCCGCCCGGGCUCCGGAGCCUCUCUGACACCGGCUGCGCGCGGCUCGGCUCCCACUGCCAGUCCCACUCUGGCUGCUGCUCGGGCUCUGCUCUGGGUCUGCUGCUGGCUCCGUCUGACCCACCCCCGUGCCUCUCAGUCCCUCUGUGUUGCUCCGGAUCCAGACGCUGCUCCUUUCCUUGGGGAGCUCAACUUUCUUUCUGCGCGCUCCUCCUGGCUACCUGGCACACGGCUGGGCGGCUGCAGCUGCGGCUUUGGGGGUUCCUGGGGCCCCUGCCCCCAUCUCCCUUGACAACUUGGGGGUGCAAGUUCCGUCUGUCCUUUCUUUGCGUCCCCCGUGGGCUUCAGCGGCCAGUCCCUGUCGUUCUUCCCACGGAAGCAAAGACGGAGUCGCUGGGCACCGGGCACCAAGCAAUGGGCACUGGGCAGCAACGCCGUAGACAGAUGAAGAGACAGCCACACGCAGACUAAGACCGCGAGCGAGCAAGAAUCAAAGAAGCAAACAUCUGCAAGAUGUAUGCCAUCAAUGUUCAUCUGUGGCUUGAUACCCAGCAUUUUUUAAGAGUUCUAAAAGGAACUAGGCUUUGCUACCACAAAGGAAG